Monodelphis domestica (gray short-tailed opossum) is the source of this 1455-nucleotide messenger RNA. Lineage: Eukaryota; Metazoa; Chordata; Mammalia; Didelphimorphia; Didelphidae. The record is from RefSeq and is a predicted model, not a curated record.
AUGGUCUAUGCCUUGGAGAUGUUGGCCUUUGGCUGCAAGGCUACAGCGCGCACAGCGGGGGUUCAGUCUGUGUCCGCGGCUCGCCCGGUGGGGCAGCUGCUAGAGGGCAGGAGCGCUCCCUCCCUCCGCGCUUGCAACCUCAGUGCCCGGCCGGUAGUAGCAGCGUCCCCCGCCUUUAGCUCUGGGACGCCGCACAAGCGGAGCCCCCAGACAGCACCUGCGCGCAGCCGCCCUGCGGGCUCUGUCAAGGUUCGCCGCCCCCAGCCGCCAGCCCCGCCCCCCGCCCCCUGCCCCACCGCAGAUAAAGAUGAAGCGAUUCCCCGAACGGAGCAGAGGUCCGGCCCACGGCGGCUCCCCAGCCAGCCCCAGCUUCCCCAGGGCCUUCUGCUUGUUCCCUCUCUCCCGAAGGCCGAGAUGUCCGGCUCCCUCGUCCCGGUUCUCCUCUUCGCCGCCGCCCUGGUUCCUGCUGGCCGGACGGCCGUCGCCCUGGAGCAGAGGCCCAUCUCCCUCACCCGAAAUGCCAAGCAGUCCGCCAGUCUGAACUGCAAGAUUCUGAACCCCGUCUCCGAUUACGUCCACUGGUACCGCUCCCAGGAGGGCAGGGCCCCCGAGCGGCUGCUCGUCUACUCCAGGAGCAAGUCCGAGUCCGUCCCGGACCCAGGAUUCAGCGCGGACAAAGUGCGGGCUUACAAGGGGGCGGACGACACCUGUAGACUGAUAGUGAGUGACCUGCAGGUGAGCGACUCUGGGGUGUAUCACUGCGCCAGCUGGGACGGACCACAGCGGCACGCGCGGCGCAGCCCCCCAGCAUAAAAUCUCCUCCGCGAUAGCUGGCGCUUCCAGCCAAGCCCCCAAGUCACUAAAGGCUGGGCCCCCGGAGCCUUCACUGCACUUCAAGCCCCAGGACAAGCCCGGGAACGUUGGCCAAAUGCUGGAGAGCUGGCGUCCCCGAGGUUGGUGGAACCCACUCCUUCCUCCGCUUACACUCUGCAUGGCACUGCCUUUGAAUUCAAAGCACUUGGGUUCAAAUCCAGUCCUAAUGUGUACUCCUUGUGGAGGAGGGAGCAGCCAGGUAGUACAGUGGAUGGAGGGCUGGGUCUGCAGUCUGAGAGACCCAGACUCAACUCUGACUAGCAAGUCUCUUAACCUGUGUUUGCCUCAGUUUCCUCAAAAUGAGAAUAUGAAUAGCACCACUCUCCCAGGGUUGUUGUCAGGAUCAAAUGAGUUAAUAAUUAUAAAGUGCUUAGCAUGAUGCCUGGCACCUAAGUACUUAAUGAAUGGUAAUUUAAAGAAAUAUUUUACUUCCCAGCUGUGUGACCCUGAAUAAGUCACUAAACCCCCAAUGCCUAGUCCUCACUACUCUUCUGACUUGGAACCAAUAAACAGUAUUGAUUUUAAGAUAGAAGGUCAAGGUUUAACAAAAUACAAAUGAAAUAAAAUUUUAUUUUCCCACUA